UCUCGGGGUGAAGGCAGACAUGGAGGAGCUGAGCGCCGUGGGAGAGCAGGUUUUUGAUGCGGAAUGCAUUUUAAACAAGCGGCUGAGGAAGGGAAAGUUGGAGUUUCUGGUGAAGUGGAGGGGAUGGUCAUCCAAACACAACAGCUGGGAGCCGCAAGAAAACAUCCUGGACCCAAGACUGUUGGCUGCAUUCAACAAGAAAGAGCAAGAAAAGGAGCUUCUGUUGCUUAAGAAAGGGAAAAGGCCGAGGGGACGACCACGGAAAAUUGUAGAAAAUGUGCCCGAAGCUCCAAAGUCAAGCAGCUCUUCAUCCGGCUCGUCAUCAUCGUCCUCCGAUUCCUCCUCCUCCUGCUCCUCCUCUUCAUCCUCGUCAGAAGACGACGACGACGACGACAGCCAUGCAGCCAAACAGGCAACCCCGGGCGUCAGAACGCGAGACCUUCACCCCGUCCCGCAGAAGAAGGCGCAGAUUGUCGUCGCAAAACAGGAGCCGCCAAAGAAGCGGAGCAGGAAACCCGCGUCCCCUGAAGCGAAGGAACUUCCACAGACCAAGGGCGCUCGCAAAAUCCUGAAGGCGUCCAAAGAUGCCGAUCUUCCGGGAGCGAUCAAGAAGCCCGUUCACCCGGCGAGCUUCACCUUCAUGGGCUUUCACCGGGGCUCGCCGAGGGAUGCGGCGGGCGGCCAGAACAGGAGCUCUCAGAGCCAGAGCGGGGCUGUUAAAAACUCUGUGGGAUCCGGCAGGUCAGUCCAACCGGCCUCGCUCGCUCUGAACAAAUCCAGCCAGAGCAGGAAUGUCGCCGAGGGUAAACUGUCCAUCUCCAGUAUGAGCAGCGGGACAAGUCUGGAUUUGAAAGCAGCUGCUAGUAAAUCAAAAGGGGUCGCAGCAUUGAAUUUGAACACAUCCAAACACCUCAUUCAAGGAACCACUCAGCAUACACUAAGCUCCCCCAAUGGACAAAAGAAACCCCAGGCCCCUGUGUCAACACUGCAGCGGAUACCCAACACUAAAGCAGUGGCUUCCUUACCAUCUAAAAACGCCUCGUCCAAUCAGGGCCCUCAGCCGCUCAACCUUCAGAACAAACUGGUGCAAAGCAAAGAUGCUCCUGGAAAUGUCGCCGCUCCAGUAUCAGGCCCGAGGAAUGCAACGAACCCAGCGAGGAAAACUACCGUCUCACAGAACCAGGAGUAUAAUGCUCCCAAGAGUCCGGCAGCCCCUGGAAGACUUCACACCAGAAAGAGCCAGCCUGCGACAGAAAAGGUGAAGGAGGCGACUGAAAUCCAGACCCCCAGAGUCCAAGGCAGGCUGGAGAAGAGCGGCGUGCAGAAAUCCUCCACGGAGGUCCAGAGCCAGCAAGAGAGAUCGGCCUCCAAAGACGGCAAGAAAGGCAAAAUGAAUGACAUGAGCACGGGCGAAGAGGAGAGCAGCUCCGAGUCCGACCAGGAUUCUUCCUACGUCGGACAGGACGGCUCGGUAGCGGUCCAGAGCCAGGACUGGAAGCCCACGCGUAGUCUGAUAGAACACGUGUUUGUAACGGAUGUCACGGCUAAUCUAGUUACUGUCACAGUCAAGGAGUCGCCAACCAGUGUGGGCUUCUUCAGCAUUCGCAACUACUGACAGGACUCCAGACACUGCAAACCAGAUGGGCUUUCAAGCAAAAAGGGAGGGCGGGGGUUUCGGAAGGAAUUAGAUAAACCUUUGGCUGGAGAAUUCCUGAGGAAUGCAUCAGGGACCGGAGGUUAAUUUUGCGCUUCAUCUUCUUUUAGUAAAAGACCAGUUUUUUAGGUUAAAAGAAAAAAGGACUGAACGUCAGUUAUUGAUUGUUAUUAUUUAUUUGCUCAUGUCUACAAAUUGUUCAAGAAAUUCAAGAGGGUGCUUUUUGGUCUCGGCUGAUAAUCUCAAAGAAACUAAUCUUGUUGGUUUCAGUGAGUCCAAAAUUGCGUCUUUUGCUGGAGAAAAAUAACUUAUUCAUCUUCUCAGUGUCGAGAUAAAAACUUCUGAUCUCUUCUGUUUCUCUGUUGAUGAGAUCUGUUUUGUUAUAACCAUAGAAAUAGAAUAGGAGUACAACGGACAUUCCCAUUCAAAUCAAUGUCACAGGAUGGUCAGAACGGCGGCCAAUUUUAUAUGUACCGGUGCUAGAACUAAUACUGCAGGGAUGACGCAUUUUUGUAGGCAAACCAGGGAAGUUGGCAUGUGGUGUGUCGCCCUAGGUUCCAUCAACAAAGAGCCGAUGGGAUUUUUCCAUUGGGGUUUGGAUUAUUGCACAAAUUAAGUUUUGUGUCAAACAUACAUUUAUGUUACUUACUACACGUUUUGUUCAGCAAAAAGCACAAAUGAACACCACAUUUCACAUGAAGAGUGAAUGCAAUCACUAAAAGUAAAAAGCUAAUGUUAGGCUAUAAAUGAACCACACCACGGUGGUUGUAAAGGCUGUAAAGGCUGUAAAGGCAGACAAGUCGGCGUGAUGACGUUUUGUAGUCUGAUUUUGCCACUUGUUACAGACACAUAGACACAUACAAGCUUAAAAAUUCACAAGUGGGUUAUUUAUUUGUGUACUUUAUAUUGUAGAAUGAAAAGUUAAAAUCUCCACAGACCUUAUUUCAGGCAUCUAACUAAAUAAAUAUUCAAAAAAGACGAGGGAACCGGAAGUGCUAAAAUCAUUUCCAGGCUUUAAGACUCAUUCCUGCAGCACUCUAUUGCAACCGUUGUAACUAACUAACUUCCGUAUAAACAGACUUGCGGCAAGUCAUGGACUCACUCCUGCUGGCGUGACGUGUAAAACAACAGCGUCGGAGUCUAGUGUGUGUUUGCGUAGACCCAUCAUGUCGACUGUUCCCUAUUAUAAAUACCUAAUAAAGAAAGUAGGAAUUGGCCUUAACAGACGUCGAUUCAGCUCUGUGACUACAAUGUGUAACACACUUUACAAAACUCAAAACUGACAUGAGUUGUCACCUUAACAACCAACAAUUGCCAUUUUCUUUUUAACUUGUCAAAUGACCACAGCAAACAGUUCAAUGUCCUGUUCUUCUAUAUCUAUGGUUAUAACCUACAACACAGCAGAUAAGAUACUAAUGAUGAAAGGGUUGGGCAUGAGCAGGAGGCGUAACCUCUGUUAUGGGUAGCAGACAUUUAGUUCAUAAUGUUUCAGUGUUGUGAAUCCAUAUCAAUCAAUAGCUAAUGUAAACCAGUUUUUUAAUUCUUAGUAUAGAAUUGUUUAUUUUUUUAACAUUUCAUAAGUUAGCUACCUCUUUUUUUUCUCUCGAUGUUUGCUGCAUAUGUAUAUUCAUUUUCUCGUGGGAUAGGAAAACCUUUUCCCUCCAGGGUAUACCAUCAUUGUGUCCAUAUAAUUGUUUUUUUUAUAUAGCUCUAAAAUGUAUUGGACUCUCAUGCUGUAUAGACUUUGUGUUAGUACCAGCGAGCAGCUCCAGCAGCAGCAGACACAACAGCUUCAUUUUGCUGUGUAAUGAAAAAAAAACGAGUUGAACUGUGCGCACCAUUAUCGCCUCGAAAAAGAAGUUUCAUUCCACAGUGCAGCCAGUUUAUCAGCACCCGUUUCCAAACGGGCCGAAGCAUGCUGGGAGUCAGAUAGAGUAUCUCUGUUCCUCCCUGCCGUUCAGAUAAGACUCCAACUGAGGUUUGCUCUUCUGCCUUCUGCAUCAGUUCUGUCCUUCGUUCACCAGCAACUCUAAUCUUUCUCAGACUUGUAAUUAAUAUGGAUAAAAACCAGAGAACAAGUGCUCGUGUUGACACGGCAGGAUGAUGUUGAACGGCACACCUGACGACGCUUCUCACCAGCCCCUUGAGAUCGCUGCUUUGAUCCCACCGCGGGAGAGGUUUGGGUGUGGACAAAGCUCGACAAAUAAACCGCUCGGCAUUGUUUGUCGCCGACCAGAUGUCAUCGUUGUCCGUUGCUACUGGUGUUUCAAAAAAUGUCUGGAACUGAAAUACCAGAUCUGGUUGGUUGUUUUUUCUCUUUUUCCUUGCAGCUGCAGACGUCUCAUUUCACCCGCCUGCAUGGGUUCAGGAGCUGCAGGCCCGGCCCUCCCAGAAAAAGAAAAAAAUAAAAGAAGAUCUUUAUCUGAUGUAACGGAAAAGAAACCACAACAAUGUGCGCUACUUUCUGCUCCCUCGAGAGGAGUUCAGCAACAAAGCACUUCGACUGAACUCUUCUGUCUAAUCCUGCUCUGCAGACUGUGCCUUUUCUUUCUCUCAAAGACUAAACACAAAGGCAUUACCCCAAAGAUAGUUAGAAUUUCAGGUUGCUCAAUAAAAAGGAGCACCCCUAGAGCAUAGCACGGAAGACCGGACUGUUUCAUUUCCUAGUCCGUAUUGUGUUGAAACAGAAAAAAGAAGAAGACUUAUCACAAAUGUAUGGAACCAGACACGUUUGAUGCCUUAUUGAAAGAAUAGAUUAAAGUUAUUGUAGUUUUCCAUAUAGCUCCGACGUAUCUUUCAAAGUCAAAGAAAUGCAUCAGGCAGUAGGUAAAAGUUUAGUCUAGUUGAAUCCUUCACACUCACACUACCAUGUGAUAGGCUAUGGGGUAACGCACGGUGUUUAUAUGAUGAAAAUGAUUUGUUUUUUAUUCUAUCUGCUUUUCUUAAUUAAUGAAAAGAACAAACUCGGCAUACAUAUGUUUCCAGUUUUUUUUUUUUUUUUUUAGCUCUACUAACCAUCUCGAUGGAAUAUUGUUCUCUUUACAAUCUAUUUAUUUCAAAUCAAGAGCCUUUCAGGGUAGAAUGGUGUCACCAAUACUUGUAUUGUGCCACUUGUCAAAUUGACUAAUAAAUGGUACAACCUUC
Sebastes umbrosus (honeycomb rockfish) is the source of this 4798-nucleotide messenger RNA. It is a transcript of the gene cbx2, whose product is annotated as chromobox homolog 2 (Drosophila Pc class). Gene Ontology annotation, biological process: negative regulation of transcription by RNA polymerase II. The coding region runs from base 20 to 1615 and encodes 531 amino acids. The transcript is spliced from 5 exons. The record is from RefSeq and is a predicted model, not a curated record. Gene Ontology annotation, cellular component: heterochromatin; PRC1 complex. NCBI's taxonomy places the organism in Eukaryota, Metazoa, Chordata, Actinopteri, Perciformes, Sebastidae.